Molecule: messenger RNA, 315 nt
Organism: Knipowitschia caucasica
Lineage: Eukaryota; Metazoa; Chordata; Actinopteri; Gobiiformes; Gobiidae
Source: the annotation of a GenBank genome assembly
AUGGAGCAGAGGAGAACCUGGAGCAGAGGAGGACAUGGAGCAGAGGAGGACAUGGAGCAGAGGAGGACAUGGAGCAGAGGACAUGGAGCAGAGGACAUGGAGCAGAGGACAUGGAGCAGAGGAGGACAUGGAGCAGAGGACAUGGAGCAGAGGAGGACAUGGAGCAGAGGACAUGGAGCAGAAGAGGACGUGGAGCAGAGGAGGACAUGGAGCAGAGGAGGACAUGGAGCAGAGGACAUGGAGCAGAGGACAUGGAGCAGAGGACAUGGAGCAGAGGAGGACAUGGAGCAGAGGAGGACACAGAGCAGAGGAUGA